AUGGUUAACCCCAUUGAGUCCACUAACACCGUACUCGUGAGGUUACGACAUCGUACUCAAGAGGACAUGGUUAUUUUGUUUAUGAUAUUGGGAGGGAGGAGGAAGGAUGAUGAAUGGAGCAGCGCCUCAUCUUGGCCUCAUGCAGAUGGCGUCAACAGGUUACGACCAACAGGAAGGCUACCUGCCAAUUCUUCUGCCACCAGGACUCUUCCAUUGUUACCGCCUGGACGUAAACCUGUUGUGACUUGUGCCUCGCGAGACCCCUCCUUGGAUUCACAACACACCGCCGAUAGCAACAGUAUACCACCUAGCCCGAAGCCUAGUAGUAAAAGUAAUCCAGCUCCCCCGCCGCCCCCCGCCACGUCCAAGCCUUCUUUUCCAAGUGAUCGACCAUCAAGAGGACCUCUGCCUGUGCCCCCUAGCCCGGCCAGUAAACCCGCGCCCCCUAGACCACCUGUGGAUGAAAUACACACCCCAACACCCUCUGAGAGUGGCUACCACCCAACCCUUCCCAGUAAGCCAGUGUUAAUCAACAAGCCCUCUGUUGGGAAUAAGCCUGCACCACCUAGACCACCCAGCAGCUCCAAACCAUCACUACCACCUAAAAUUACAGGAGUACAGCCAAAUGGUAGCACUCCACCCUCCAGUAAACCUGCAAGCCGGACAAACAGCAUGAGGGAGUACCGGACAUCAAGUGAAUUAGAGUUCCAAAACCAAACAACAGCCUCGGGGGAAGACUCUCUGCUGCCCUCUCGCACCCCCCCAGAUCACCACAGAUGUGCUCCUAGUGCGCCCGGUCCAGUCCAGGGUCCAACCCGCCCCAACACUGUGGGACGUCACACCGGCACCAAUAUUAUCAGGUCUAUGACGCCUCCUCCCUCGGAGAGACCGCCUCCUCCGCCCAACCGCCCGGUUGUUCCUCCGCCGAGUCAACCUCCUCCUCCUCCACCGUCUAAUCGACCAGUGCCGCUGCCUUCAUCAAAACCUGAG
Messenger RNA from Homarus americanus (American lobster), 990 nucleotides. Its product is annotated as vegetative cell wall protein gp1-like. Lineage: Eukaryota; Metazoa; Arthropoda; Malacostraca; Decapoda; Nephropidae. The annotation marks the transcript as partial. The transcript is spliced from 6 exons. The record is from RefSeq and is a predicted model, not a curated record.